GCCCCGAGCCCCGGCCCCGCGCGGCCCGCGUCCCCGGCCCCAGCUGAGCCCCGGGGGCCCCCCGCUGCGGCCGACGCCAUGUUCCCGGUGUACCCUUGCACGCUGCUGGCCCGCCCCCUUCCCCGUGCUGGGCUGGACUCCCGGGGGGUGGGCGGCCUCAUGAACUCCUUCCCGCCAGCUCAGGGUCACGCCCAGAGCCCCCUGCAGGUCGCGGCUGAGCUCCAGUCCCGCUUCUUUGCCUUCCAGGGCUGCGCCCAGAGUCCAUUCCAGGCCGUGCCCUAGGCCCCGGCGGCCGAGCCCCUCCAGGUGGAUUUGCUCCCCGUGCUCACCGCUGCCCAGGAGUCCGCCGCGGCCGCCGCCGCCGCCGUCUCUGCCGCGCCCCCGGCUCCGGCCGCCGCCUCCACGGUGGACACAGCGGCCCUGAAGCAGCCUCCGGCGCCCCCUCCGCCAGCCCCACCCGUGUCGGUGCCUGCGGCCGAGGCCGCGCCCCCCGCCUCCGGAGCCACCAUCGCCGCGGCGGCGGCCACCGCCAUCGUGGCCCCAACCUCGACUGUCGCCGUGGCCCCAGUCGCGUCUGCCUUGGAGAAGAAGACAGAGAGCAAGGGGCCCUACAUCUGCGCUCUGUGCUCCAAGGAGUUCAAGAACGGCUACAGCCUCCGGAGGCACGAAGCCAUCCACACGGGAGCCAAGGCUGGCCGGGUCCCCUCGGGUGCUAUGAAGAUGCCCACCAUGGUGCCCCUGAGCCUCCUGAGCGUGUCCCAGCUGAGCGUGCCCCAGCUGAGCGUGUCCCAGCUGAGCGGAGCCGGCGGGGGAGGGGGAGAAGCGGGUGCCGGCGGCGGCGCGGCUGCAGUGACCGCGGGUGGCGUGGUGACCACGACCGCCUCGGGGAAGCGCAUCCGGAAGAACCACGCCUGCGAGAUGUGCGCCAAGGCCUUCCGCGACGGCCACCACCUGAACCGACACAGGCUGUCGCACUCGGACGAGAAGCGCUACCAGUGCCCGGUGUGCCAGCAGCGCAGGGACCGCCUGAGCUACCACGUGCGCUCACUUGAGGGCGCGGUACACAAGCCCUACGACUGCUCCCACGGUGGCCAGAGCUUCUCCCGGCCGGAUCACCUCAACAGUCAAACAGAACGGCCCUUCAAAUGUGAGAAAUGUGAGGCAGCUUUCGCCACGAAGGAUCGGCUGCGGGCGCACACGGUACGACCCGAGGAGAGGGUGCCAUGUCACGUGUGUGGCAACAUGCUGAGCUCGGCUUAUAUUUCGGACCACAUGAAGGUGCACAGCCAGGGCCCGCACCAUGUCUGUGAGCUCUGCAACAAAGGUACUGGUGAGGUUUGUCCAAUGGCGGCCGCAGCUGUGGGCUCCCUCUCGGGGGCAGAGGGGGUGCCUGUGAGCUCUCAGUCACUUCCCUCCCAGCCCUGGUGAGCUCCAAGUUGGUUGGCGGGGAGAGGGGAGAAUGGAGUAGAGUCCUUUGGUACAGGCUCCUCUCCCCCCCCUUUUCCCACCAACUCCUCACUACUUCCCCACCAACCAAGGAGCCUCCGGAAGGAAAGGAGGAAGCAAUGUUUUAGGGGAAUUCGCUAGGUUUUAACGAUUUGUUUCUCCUGCUCCUCUCUUCUGUCAGACCUGACCCCACACAAACCUGUCCCCUCAGUUGUGCUGAAGUCCCCUGGACAGUGGGCAGGGGUGGCAGAGGACAGGAGCAACCACUGCCCAUACCCCCUCUCCUCUCUGUAAGCCCGUGCCCUGUCCUCCCAGGGACUUGUGAACCUCUUCCCUCAAUGGCUCUCUUACUUUCCUUCCAAUCCUCUCCCCGCGCUGUCUGCUGCCCCUCCCUGGGGAGUUGGUGCUUUCUUUUCCUUUUUCUUUUUUCCAGGAGGAGGGAGGAGAGGAAAGAGGGAGAUCCGAGCUUCUGUCCCAGAGAGGGAAAGCGGUGCGUUUUGAGGAGGAGCAGAAGCAGGGCCCGCAAAGGUUGUACCUUCAUAAGGUGGUAGGGAGUUUGGGUCGGGCCCUGAACAUCGUCCUACUUGAGAAUCUGUCAGGGGAAAAAGUUCAGGGGAGCAGAAGGAGGAGCCAGGAGGGCAAGAGGCAGAGGAGAGAUGGAGUUUUAGGGGCCAGGGUGAGCGAGGGGUCCAGGGCCUAGAGGUGCUUCCUGGGGGUGGGGGAAUGCAGCCAGUGUCCCCCUCCCUUCUUCCACCCCAGCUCCAGCCCUGGUCUUGUCUUUUCAUCCCUCUUCCCCACGACAGAAGAAACUGUGGCCCUGGCCAUGUCAUCGUGUUCUUGUGUCCCCUGCAUGUACCCCACCCUCCAUCCCCUCCUUUUGCACGGACCCCAUUACAAUAAAUUUUAAAUUAAA
Messenger RNA from Sapajus apella (tufted capuchin), 2359 nucleotides. Its product is annotated as myc-associated zinc finger protein-like. The record is from RefSeq and is a predicted model, not a curated record. Lineage: Eukaryota; Metazoa; Chordata; Mammalia; Primates; Cebidae.